AUGGACGGCUCUCCCCCCUUCUUCCUGCACAGUGUGCGCCACUGGCUGUGGCUGGUUUCUCCCCUCUCCCCACAGCCAGCCCGCGGUCGAAGGCGCUUCAUGGACCCUUUGACUUGCACACGGGACGAGUUUGACGAGAUGCUGGAGAAACUUUCACGGCGCGGCCUGGGGUGGCGCACCUGCCGCAAGACUGAUCCUUUCGGUCGAGCCCUCGCAUGGCUUGAGGGCUCCAGCACGCUUCACCGCGGCCUGCCGCGCGGCCAUGCAGAGCAGCUCCUCGUCUCGUACUUUAUCACCUACAGUGAGUGCUACUGCCAGCCGCAGCUCUACUUUGCUCCGGAGCGUCCGAUGAGCCCACGAGAGAUGUCCACGUGGCUGUGCGAAGUGUGCUACGGUGUGGUGGAACGGCAGGACUAUGAAGCCCCAGUCGUUUCAAUGGCGUUCAGUGAGGAGUUGCAGAUGGCGGUGUGGGGCCUGCAUCCGUGUGACACCACCCAACUGAUGAGGAACACUUUAGCGAACGGCGCCGGGGACGACAACCUGCUCGAGCUGUUUCUCCGCGGCGUUGGCCGCCUUGUGGGUGUGGAUGAACGACUUCUCCCUUCCUGCACGGGGAAUCCACGGGAGUGA
Molecule: messenger RNA, 630 nt
Organism: Trypanosoma conorhini
Lineage: Eukaryota; Euglenozoa; Kinetoplastea; Trypanosomatida; Trypanosomatidae
Exons: 1
Coding region: 1-630 (209 amino acids)
Molecular function (GO): ubiquitin-like protein transferase activity
Source: RefSeq, a predicted model, not a curated record